GACGAAAACAGUCCACCAGUGUAUCCGCCGAAGAAGAAAAAGAAGAGCGAUGCGUUGCAGAAAUGCGACAGCGAUACAAAGCAGUUCCAGAUGGAACUGUUCCUUACGGCGGUCAUCGAAUUCUUCUGCAACAGUGAGCACGAUCAACUGCGUAACUUUUUGUGUUGUUUUUUCAGUGUGAUGUUACAGGAAAAUGAUAGAGUCGGACUAAAGCAAAUGGCUGUAAGGGGACAUUUCAUUCGUCCGUCAUUACUCUCCGUUGAACAGGAGGCGCUCCGUCGCGCUUUCGGAAGACGAAUUUUGCAGAUGUUCAGUGGUCCCUCAAAUUUAAACAUCGAUAAAAGGUUAACUGUUAAUGAACCAGCAAAAUCAGACUUUCCGAUAUCAAGCCGGUAUGAGACCGAUUUCAAAGAAAUAAAGAUGAUUGGAAAAGGAGGAUUUGGACAAGUUUUUCAUGUAAUUUGCACUGAACUAAUGAUUUUGUGA
This is a messenger RNA of Gongylonema pulchrum, 486 nucleotides long. The record is from the annotation of a GenBank genome assembly. Lineage: Eukaryota; Metazoa; Nematoda; Chromadorea; Rhabditida; Gongylonematidae.